UUUUCUCCCUCGCCGUUGCGCGAUAUAUAUAUCAACCGAGGCUUCGCCCGGCAACUGUUUCUUUCCUUUUCGUCAGCUCUUCUCCUCUUCCUCUCUCGUUCGCCAUCUCCGCGCGCUGAGGUCGUCGAGCAAUCGAGUCUUCGAUUUAGGGCGAGGGAUUGCUGCUGGUCUCGCGUACUGCUCGAAUCGCCAUGGCAGCUUCUGCUUCCUCUCAUUCUUCUCCUCCUCAAUCAAUGGAGGAGCAGCUGCGGGACGAGCAACAGCUGCAUCAGCAGCAGCAGCAGCAGCAACACCAGACGUUUCCGAAGGAGAAGGAGUGCAUUCACAAGACGAAGCUGAUUCAGUUCCUCGGCCGCACCACUCCAAUCGUUCUCCAGAACGACAAUGGCCCCUGUCCUCUGCUCGCCAUCUGUAAUAUACUUCUGCUUCGGAACAACUUGAAUUUGAGUCCGGAAACAACCGAAGUUUCUCAGGAGAAGUUGCUUUCACUGGUUGCUGAGAGACUAAUCGAUUCAAACAGUAAUGUCAAUAAUAAAGAUGCUGGGUACAUUGAAAAUCAACAGCAGAACAUCGCCGAUGCAAUUGAUCUGCUGCCGAGACUUGCAACUGGCAUUGAUGUAAAUAUAAAGUUCAGGAGGAUAGACGACUUUGAAUUCACUCCAGAAUGUGCAAUUUUUGAUCUGCUGGAUAUUCCCCUAUAUCAUGGUUGGAUAGUUGAUCCCCAGGAUAAAGAUACCGCUGAGGCAAUUGCAAACAAGUCAUAUAAUGCUCUCACGGGGGAGCUUGUUGCCUUGGAAACGCAAGUCUUUGGCAAAGAGCAUAAGAGUCCUGCUGAAGAAGACUGCAUAGAUUUCGCUGCUGCAACAACUGCAGCCCUAGGAGUGCCUUCGCCUUGCCUUUCGAAGGUUAGAUCAUUUGAUGAUCCUUCACAUCCAGUUGCUGAUUAUCAUGUGGCGAGGAAAGGGGACCUUGAGGAAGAAGCGGAGCUGUUGAAGGCCUUAAAAUUGUCAGAGGCUGAUGUGCCAGAUUCUGUAGGACCAUCUCCUGUUGUUGGUAAUGAUGAAGAUGAUGUGUCUGAUAGUUUGGUCAAUAAUAAAUACACGGGGAGCGGUGCACAUGCAAACAUAAUAUCAGAGGAUCGAAGUUGCAUCGAAGCCAGCUCUCAUAAGGUGGAGGUAUCAGAACAAAGUGUCUAUAAAACCUUGGCAGACCAAAAUGGUGUAGUAUCUUCUAGAGACACUGUGGAGGAAGCAGUGGCUUCAUCUACAAGUGUAGGUGCUGGAGAUCAUCGUGAUCAUUCUAAGCAAGAGAAAUCCAAGGAAGCUCUUCUUGGCGGUGAUGAACUUAGUACCAAAAAUGUUGAAUCUUUGACUGAAGUUGGAGAUGCAUCUGCCGUUGCCAAACAGCAUGACUCAACAGAUGAAAUCAAGAACGAUCCCUUAAAAGAAACUGAGGAAGUUGGGAACUUACAAGCAUCACCAGCUUUUAUUGUUGAAGCGGCAGAAAAUCAAGGUGGAGGUAGCACUAUAUUGUCAAGCAUGUCUGCAUCCCAUACAGGUUCAGAUUCUUCUAGUGGUAGGUUGCAGCACCUAGAUGAAAGUGAUGCUUUUACACCAAGUAUUGAUGACGGUGAACCCUUAUAUGAAGGAGAAGAAAGCAUAUUGGAUUCUCGACCGACACACUUUGAAGAUCGAGAGGAGCCUGUGUAUGAAGGUGAGGUCAUUCUUGCCAGGCAAUCUGACAAAAGCCCAGCUGAUGAUUGUGGAGUCGGGUCUACGAUUGAUAUCACUCCACAGCAAGGGGAAUUGAUUCGGAAUUUCUUGAAGAACAAUGCUAGUCAAUUGACCUUCUAUGGCCUUUUUUGCCUCCAAGAUGGUCUGAAAGAACGCGAGCUUUGUGUGUUCUUUCGGAACAACCACUUUAGUACCAUGUUUAAGUACGAGGGUGAACUAUAUCUUCUAGCCACGGACCAGGGCUACAUAAACCAGCCAGACUUGGUUUGGGAAAAACUAAAUGAGGUCAAUGGAGAUACCCUGUUCAUGACUGGUAACUUCAAGGAAUUUAAUGUGGAAAAUCAGUCUAAUGGUGUGUGGGAUGAGCAUAAUGCGGUGGCAAACACCGCGGAUUAUCUUGCGAGCAUUGACAGUGCUACACAAGCUGGAUUGAAUGUCAAUUCGGAUCUGCAACUGGCAAUAGCCCUACAACAACAAGAGUUUGAGCAGCAACAACAACAGCAGCGUCAUGGCUCGCAACAAGCAUCGACUGGUAGCUCAAGGCUUGUUACCGGCCCCCCGGUGCCGAGGAACAAUGCUAGAUAUGCCUCAUCUACCAGUCGGCCCGAUGCCAAAUCGAAGGACAAAUGUAUUAUUAUGUGAAUCGUCUAGCUCUCAGCUGUCUGCUUGUUUGUAGGCAAGGAGGUUGAUCGUCUUGUAAAUGCUGGGCCCUCUGAUCCAAUUGUGUAUGCUUACAUUAUUGGACCUUUGCUUAGUGUAUAUGAAAGUUUCAACAUCGGAUCUCCUUUUUUAUCCC
Messenger RNA from Punica granatum (pomegranate), 2529 nucleotides. The record is from RefSeq and is a predicted model, not a curated record. NCBI's taxonomy places the organism in Eukaryota, Viridiplantae, Streptophyta, Magnoliopsida, Myrtales, Lythraceae.